This is a messenger RNA of Penicillium diatomitis, 1695 nucleotides long. Its product is annotated as putative MFS hexose transporter. Gene Ontology annotation, biological process: carbohydrate transport; transmembrane transport. Gene Ontology annotation, molecular function: carbohydrate:proton symporter activity. Lineage: Eukaryota; Fungi; Ascomycota; Eurotiomycetes; Eurotiales; Aspergillaceae. The coding region runs from base 1 to 1695 and encodes 564 amino acids. The record is from RefSeq and is a predicted model, not a curated record. Gene Ontology annotation, cellular component: membrane. The transcript is spliced from 9 exons.
AUGCAUCACCGGAACAAUCUUUCGAACAAUUUUUCAGAUAUUGGAGACCGAUCUUUCCUCAAACCGCGCCCUCUUCACCAGGAAACCUUUGGCUGGAUAGCGGACUCGAUUGGCAUCAUGCCGCUGGGCGUUGGAAGCAGGGCUCUCAAGUCCGAAGUCGAGAAUGCCCAAGCCGAAGUCCCUCACCUUGAGAAAGUCACAUGGUGGCGUGAGCCAGGUCUUCGAAGACUGUAUUUCUGGGCUUCUGUGCUGUGCGUGGCAUCGGCAACGACGGGAUAUGAUGGAAUGAUGCUCAAUACCUCACAAAAUUUGGAUUCAUGGCAAAAAUUCUUUGGGACACCCUCUGGCUCGCAGCUUGGUCUGAUGAACGCAGUGUAUCAAAUUGGUAGUUUGGCUAGUUUCCCUUUCGUUCCUCUCAUGGCGGAUCGCUGGGGUCGAAAACUACCUAUCAUCAUUGGAUGUGUCCUUAUGAUCCUCGGUGGAUUGCUUGGCGCUUUCUGCAAAGACUACGGAAUGUAUGUUGCCGGUCGUCUGUUUCUCGGAUUCGGAAACAGUUUGGCUCAAAUGGCGUCGCCCGUUCUCCUCACCGAGAUCUGCCAUCCCCAGCACCGCGGAAAGGUGACGAGUAUCUACAACACGCUUUGGAAUCUUGGUGCCUUGGUCGUUGCAUGGAUCGCCUGGGGUACAAUGUACAUUCAAGGUGACUGGUCAUGGCGAAGCUUGACCGUCCUUCAAGUCUUUCCCGCUGUCAUUCAGCUGGCUCUCAUUUGGUGGGUUCCCGAAUCGCCUCGUUGGUUGGUAUCUCAAGAACGAUAUGAUGAUGCCCUCGAUAUUCUCACCUACUAUCACGGGAACGGCAAUCAAUAUAACUCGACCGUUCAGUUCGAGUUUCGUGAGAUCAAGGAGACCAUCCGUCUUGAAAUGAUCAUUCAAAAGAACAGCAGUUAUCUGGAUUUCAUGAAGACCCGCGGGAAUCGCUAUCGAUUGGCCAUUCUUGUCUCUCUCGGGAUCAUCUCACAAUACAGCGGCAAUGCCCUGUUUACUAAUUACACGAGUCUGAUCUACAACAGCAUGGGCAUCACCGAUCAAAGCAAGAAGAUUCCACUGAAUGGCGGUCAAACACUCCUGAGUCUCAUCGUCAGUAUCAGCAGUGCAUUCUUUGUCGAUCGAAUCGGAAGACGCCCUCUGUUCCUCGUCUCCACGACAGGUAUGGUACUCAUGUUCUUGGCCUGGACGAUAACAUCCUCCAUCUAUGAAAAAACUCAGGACGUGCAAUCUUCUGGUUACCCUCAAGUUGUCUUUGUGUGGCUGUUCUCCAUUUUCUACGCCAUUGCCUGGUCGGGCUUGCUGGUCGCCUACUCCCUUGAAAUCUUGCCAUAUCGCCUGCGCGCGAAAGGUAUUAUGAUCAUGAACUUGACGGUGCAAGCUUCAUUGGUCCUCGGCAAUUACACCAAUCCCAUUGCUUGGGAAAAUCUGCCACAUCACUGGAAUCUUUCCCUGAUUUACACAGUGUGGAUCUUCAUUGAACUCUUGUUUGUCUACUUCUUCUACGUUGAGACACGUGGGCCUACCCUGGAGGAGCUGGCUAAAAUUUUUGAUGGCGACGACGCAGCCGUGGCCCACAUUGAUUUGGACGAGGUUGAAAAGGACAUGGAUGAAGAUGCCAGAAGGCUGGUGUUCCGGCGAGCCUAUUGA